CUCUUUCUUCCACGAAGCUCCGGUGUGAGUAAGAUCUCGUCUUUAAACCAGUUUGUGGCAAUCCUUGGAAGCACUGCAAAGAUGCCCAGGGAAGACCGAGCAACGUGGAAGUCCAACUAUUUUCUGAAAAUUAUCCAAUUACUGGAUGAGUUUCCGAAAUGUUUCAUCGUGGGGGCAGACAAUGUUGGCUCCAAGCAGAUGCAGCAUAUCCGUAUCUCCCUGCGUAGCAAAGCUGUUGUGUUGAUGGGCAAGAAUACCAUGAUGCGCAAGGCGAUCCGAGGCCACAUAGAGAACAAUCCUGCUCUGGAGAAGCUCUUGCCUCAUAUCCGUGGUAAUGUGGGCUUUGUAUUCACCAAGGAGGAUCUGUGUGAAAUCCGGGAUAUGCUGCUGUCCAACAAGGUACCAGCUUGUGCCCGGGCUGGUGCCUUGGCUCCCUGUGAUGUUACUGUGCCAGCUCAAAACACCGGGCUGGGACCUGAGAAGACCUCUUUCUUCCAGGCGCUGGGCAUCACCACCAAGAUCUCCAGAGGUACCAUUGAAAUUCUGAGCGACGUGCCUCUCAUUAAGGUUGGUGACAAGGUGGGCGCCAGUGAAGCCACACUGCUGAACAUGUUGAACAUCUCCCCCUUCUCCUAUGGACUGAUGAUCAUGCAGGUGUAUGAUAAUGGCAGUGUGUACAACCCAGAGGUUCUAGACAUCACAGAAGAAGCUCUGCAACAACGUUUCUUAGAGGGAGUCCGCAAUGUGGCCAGCGUGUGCCUGCAGAUUGGUUACCCAACGAUUGCAUCUAUUCCACACUCUGUCAUCAAUGGUUACAGGAGGGUUCUGGCGGUUGCUGUAGAGACAGACUACGUGUUCCCAUUGGCUGAGAAGGUGAAGGCUUUCCUGGCUGACCCAUCUGCCUUUGCUGCACCUGUUGCUGACGCUGCUCCAGCUGCAGCCAAGGUAGAAGAGAAGAAGGAGGAGAAGAAAGAAGAAUCUGAGGAAUCAGAUGAUGACAUGGGCUUUGGCCUGUUUGACUAGAACUUAAAUCAGCAGAACCAAAUUAGUUGAAUGAGAUGUCUGACCAAAAAUAAACCUCAUUGAAACUCC
Molecule: messenger RNA, 1092 nt
Organism: Callorhinchus milii (elephant shark)
Lineage: Eukaryota; Metazoa; Chordata; Chondrichthyes; Chimaeriformes; Callorhinchidae
Gene: rplp0
Product: ribosomal protein, large, P0
Biological process (GO): ribosome biogenesis; ribosomal large subunit assembly; cytoplasmic translation
Cellular component (GO): cytosolic large ribosomal subunit
Molecular function (GO): large ribosomal subunit rRNA binding; structural constituent of ribosome
Source: RefSeq, marked provisional